This is a messenger RNA of Pogoniulus pusillus (Red-fronted tinkerbird), 9025 nucleotides long. RefSeq names its product ATPase 13A3 (gene ATP13A3). Gene Ontology annotation, cellular component: late endosome membrane. Bases 893 to 4654 code for a protein of 1253 amino acids. Gene Ontology annotation, biological process: intracellular calcium ion homeostasis; polyamine transmembrane transport. The transcript is spliced from 35 exons. The record is from RefSeq and is a predicted model, not a curated record. Gene Ontology annotation, molecular function: ATPase-coupled monoatomic cation transmembrane transporter activity; polyamine transmembrane transporter activity; P-type ion transporter activity. Lineage: Eukaryota; Metazoa; Chordata; Aves; Piciformes; Lybiidae.
AGCAGCAAAGCGCCAAAAGGCAGCGGGCAGGUGCUGCACAGCUGGGCACAGCAGUUUGCUGUAACCUCUUUGCCCACUCCCUGUAGCACUCAGUGGCUGAUGCUUCUUUGGUACUUGGGAAGCUGCCCCUGGCACCAACACCUCUGAUGGAGAUCACCUCACCACCAACCACAGUCGUGCCUGGAGGGAUGAAGAGCACUUCCCAGUGUGGAGCGCACCAGAGCUUUCCCAGCACUGCUGCCAGGCCAGACCUGCCUCAUCCAUGCCUGGUGCAAGCACUUGCACAAUGAGGUUGGCUGCACACACCCAGCGUGGACCCCGGGCUGUGACCCCUCCCAGGACAGAACAUUAUCCUGUGCAGCACUAUGAUGUGGGGCCAAUGUUGAUGCUCUGGCUAAGGAAAGCUGACUGCUUCCAGCUGUCUGCACCAUGGCUUAUUGGCCUGGCACAGGCAUAGGCAUGAAGAUGAUCUUGGCUGCAUGCUACAAAGCCGGUCCCUCUGCAGAGGCAGCUCCAGUGGCACCACAACCUCAAGAAGAAAGCAGUAAACAGCCAGACCUUAUGAAACACCCAACCUCCCUGGGACCCCGACCUUUUAACUCAACUGUGCAGCAUUUGUAGAUGCUGGAUCUGGCCUUUCUCAGGAGGGUAAUGAGCAGCACACCCCUGCAGCAGAGCCAGCGUUUCCAUUUUGGCAUACUGCUUGGGAUGCACUUUCUGCACCGUUUGAAACCCGAGCAUAAUGCUAUCUUCAUGAACCACAUUCACCACUCCGAUAAUGUGACCCGGCAAAAGGUGACUCAGCUGUUGUAUGUAGGAGAUUGGCCCACACGCUGGCUCUUCAGACAGGUCUUCCACAUCUCAAGUUGAGAAGCUCCAUAUCAUACUAAACAUGGAGAAAGAAGAGAAGAAAUUUGUCAAUAAAGCAGAGGAAGAUGAGAUGGAGAUCUAUGGCUAUGAUCUGUGUCGUUGGAGGUUGGUGCUAGUUACUGUAGGAGUGAUCUGCUCUGGUGGCUUUCUUCUCCUCCUCCUCUACUGGAUGCCUCAGUGGCGUGUGAAAGCAACGUGCAAAAGGACUACACUUAAAGACUGUGAAGUGGUUCUGCUGAGAACAACUGAUGAAUUUAAGAUAUGGUUUUGUGCAAAGGUUCGCGUUAUGCCUUCAUUGAGAGCCAAUCCUCUGGAGAAUCCUAACCCUGUUGUACACAAGGCUUCAAAUGGCCAUGCUCUUCAUUUCUGUGAAUCUGCUGCAGAGGAGAAUAAAAAUGAUUUGAAAAAAUACUUGCCUAUUCGCUAUUUCACACAUCACAGCGUGAAGUAUUUCUGGAAUGAUUCAGUUCAAAGUUUCGAUGUCGUACGAGGUCUAGAUGAAUCUACAUUCUGCUCUUCAAUCCAUAACGAACACAGCACGGGACUGACAAAGGGAAUGCAUGAUUACAGAAAAGCAUUCUAUGGAGUAAAUGAAAUUGCUGUGAAAGUGCCUUCCAUUUUUAAGCUUCUGAUUAAGGAGGUUCUCAACCCUUUUUACAUUUUUCAGUUGUUCAGUGUGAUAUUGUGGACCACUGAUGAAUAUCACUACUAUGCAUUAGCAAUUGUGAUCAUGUCUGUAAUAUCCAUUGUUAGCUCCCUCUAUACCAUUAGAAAGCAAUAUGUUAUGUUACAUGACAUGGUAGCAGCUCACAGCAUUGUCAGGGUUUCUGUCUGCAGAGGAGACCAAGAAAUAGAAGAAAUCCUUUCCACCGACCUUGUGCCUGGGGAUAUCAUGCUGAUUCCAUCUAAUGGGACAAUUAUGCCCUGUGAUGCAGUACUUCUCAGUGGUACCUGCAUUGUAAAUGAAAGUAUGCUAACAGGUGAAAGUGUUCCUGUCACAAAGAUAAACCUCCCAAAUCCUUCAGAAUAUCCAAAAGCAGUGGGAGAUGAAAUAUACAGUCCAGAGGUGCACAAACGUCAUACCUUGUUCUGUGGAACCAACGUCAUCCAAACCCGGUUUUAUACUGGAGAAUUGGUCAAAGCCCUAGUAGUGAGAACAGGCUUUAGCACUGCUAAAGGACAGCUUGUUCGUUCCAUACUGUACCCAAAGCCAACAGAUUUUAAACUCUACAGAGAUGCCUACUUGUUUCUCCUCUCUCUGGUAGUGGUGGCAGGCAUUGGAUUUCUCUACACGGUGGUCAAUAGCAUUUUAAAUGAGGUUCCAGCUUAUACUAUCAUCAUAGAGUCUCUUGACAUCAUCACCAUCACGGUGCCUCCAGCGCUCCCUGCUGCCAUGACUGCUGGCAUCGUUUAUGCACAAAGAAGGCUGAAAAAAAUUGGCAUUUUCUGCAUCAGCCCACAAAGGAUAAACAUUUGUGGCCAGCUGAAUCUCGUGUGUUUUGAUAAGACUGGCACACUUACUGAGGAUGGCUUGGAUCUCUGGGGAAUUCAACGGGUGGAAAAUGCUCGCUUCCUCUUGCCGGAAGAGAGAGCUUGCAGUGAGAGCUUGCUGAAGUCUGAGUUUGUUGCUUGCAUGGCAACUUGUCACUCCCUUACAAAAAUUGAAGGGGUACUUUCUGGGGAUCCACUUGAUUUGAAGAUGUUUGAAGCUAUAGGAUGGAUUUUAGAAGAAGCAACUGAAGAGGAAACAGCCCUUCAUAAUCGAAUCAUGCCAACAGUGGUUCGACCUUCCAAACAACUUUUCCCAGAAUCCAAGCAAGCAACAAAUCAAGAAAUGGAACUGUUUGAGCUCUCGAGCAGUUAUGAGAUUGGAAUUGUGCGCCAGUUUCCAUUCUCUUCAGUUUUGCAGCGCAUGUGUGUAAUAGCCAGAGUUCUAGGGGAGAAGAGAAUGGAUGCUUACAUGAAAGGUGCCCCUGAAGUGAUUGCCAGCUUGUGUAAGCAGGAAACAGUUCCUGUCGACUUCGAAUGUGUCUUGGAGGAAUACACUAAGCAGGGCUUCCGAGUUAUUGCUCUUGCUCACAGAAAAUUGGAGUCCAAGCUUACAUGGCACAAAGUCCAGACUAUUAAUAGAGAUGCUAUUGAAAGUAACAUGGAUUUUAUGGGGUUAAUUAUAAUGCAAAACAAGCUAAAGCAAGAAACCCCUGCUGUACUUGAAGAUUUGCAUAAAGCCAACAUUCGCACUGUCAUGGUUACAGGGGAUAACAUGUUAACUGCUAUCUCUGUGGCCAGAGACUGUGGAAUGAUUCUACCUCAGGAUAAGGUCAUAAUUGCUGAAGCACUACCUCCAAAGGAUGGGCAGGCUGCCAGGAUCAACUGGCAUUAUGCAGAUACCCUCGCAAAAUGCACUAGUUCAUCACCAGCCAUAAACUCAGAGGAUAUUCCAGUUAAAUUGGUCCAUGAAAGCCUUGAGGAUCUCCAGAUGACCAAGUACCAUUUUGCAAUGAAUGGGAAGUCAUUUGCAGUGAUUCUGGAGCAUUUUCAGGACCUAGUACCCAAGCUUGUGUUGCAUGGCACCGUGUUUGCUCGCAUGGCACCCGAUCAGAAAACUCAGCUGGUGGAAGCUUUACAAAACGUAGAUUACUAUGUAGGCAUGUGUGGAGAUGGAGCAAAUGACUGUGGCGCACUAAAGAGGGCACAUGGUGGUAUAUCUUUGUCUGAACUCGAGGCUUCUGUGGCAUCACCAUUCACUUCCAGGACACCUAGUAUUUCCUGUGUGCCAAAGCUGAUCAGGGAAGGCCGUGCUGCUUUAAUAACUUCCUUCUGUGUGUUUAAGUUCAUGGCACUGUACAGCAUUAUCCAGUACAUCAGUGUUACUCUGCUAUAUUCCAUCCUGAGCAAUCUGGGAGAUUUCCAGUUUCUCUUUAUCGAUUUGGCAAUCAUUUUGGUGGUCGUCUUCACCAUGAGUCUGAACCCUGCUUGGAAGGAGCUUGUUGCGCGAAGGCCUCCGUCGGGUCUUAUCUCAGGUCCACUUCUGUGUUCCGUUUUGUCUCAGAUCAUCAUCUGCCUUGCUUUCCAAACCUUUGGGUUUUUUUGGGUCAAACAGCAGCCCUGGUAUGAGCCUUGGACAACAGAAUCUGAUGCCUGUGGUGUAAUGGACUCCACAAACACCAGCUCUGCGCACCACGAGAACCAGACUCUUCAUGAUGAACAUUACAUUAAAAAUUAUGAAAACACAACUUUGUUUUUUAUAUCCAGCUUUCAGUACCUCAUAGUGGCAAUUGUUUUUUCUAAAGGAAAACCCUUUAGGCAGCCAUGCUACAAAAACGUUCUGUUUGUUUUAUCUGUGAUAAUUCUUUACGUCUUCAUAUUUUUCAUCAUGUUGCAUCCCGUUGAAUCUAUUGACACAUUUCUCGAGCUCGUGUGUGUGCCGUACGAGUGGCGCCUAAGGAUUCUCGUCGUCGUUAUUCUCAAUGCAAUUGUAUCUGUGCUGACUGAGAAUGUCCUCCUUGAUAUGAUCCUUUGGAAGGUUGUGUUCAAUCGAGACAAACAAGGAGAAUACCGCCUCACCAUACCCCAGCCGCCUCAGGAGGCCGUGGAUCGCUGUGGAGUCUAUUUCCUUUCUUCCCUGUUUGGUUGUAGAGAGAAGACACCAAAAGCCAAGUAUAUGCAUCUAGCUCAGGAACUGUUGGUUGAUCCAGAAUGGCCACCAAAACCCAGAACAACAACAGAAGCAAAAGCACCAUCCCAAGAAAAUGGUUCAUAUCAAAUCAUCACUGUAACAUAACAGCGGAUCCUCGUGGCAUGUGUCUUUGCUAGUAUCCAGAAUGUAAUUUUAAGGCUCUAUUUGAAAUUGCAGUAUACUAAAUGUCAAAUUCUAAUGCAGAUAUUUCCAACUGUUUUGUUUUUUUGUUUUUGUCUCUCUGAAUCCAGAGUUCAGAGCUGGACACAAUUAUGGCUUAUACAUUUUAAAAAUGUAGGUUAUCUCGGGCAGAACAAAAGUGAUUGUUUCCUUCCACCACCUUUCAAAUUUCCUAAUUCCUAAAAGGAGAAGAGUUUUGAAGGUUGAAAACUACAGGGCAGUUCAAACAAGUUCACUUCAUUAGCCUGGAGUACCUUUAAGCAUUGUUCUAACCUGCUUACCCAGGCGCCUGUCGAUGUAAACCUUACGGUGUAAAUGGUCUCGUGGUAGUACCAGAGACACAGAACCAUGUCCUGGUUUGUUGGUUGGUUUGGCUUUGGUUUUGGGGUUGUUGAAAAGCUUUGUGCCUCAGAACGGUUCUAAAGUUUUGAUGUGUGUACCUCUUAAGUUUGUCCCUGCUAGUAAGGAGUGUUUCUGGGUGUAAUGUUUUGAAUUUAAGUUCAAUUCUUUAGUCUGCUGCAGCAGGAUCUGGGAAUGCUAGAGGGGUAAUAUGCUCUGUCCUUGAGAAGAAAGCACAUUGCUUUCUGGUGGGUUCCUAGCUUCUUUUCUAGCUAGCCCCGAGGAAGGGCUUAGGUGGUCUCCAGAGGCCAUUUGGCUGCACUAAAGUUUUUGGAGAAGGAAGGCUGGAGAAUCUUAACCACAUUUUUCUGUCUCUCAAGUUCUUCUAUAUUUUGCUAUGCAUUUCUCCACAGACCUUGCAUUUUCCAGCAUAAGGGGUGGAUUAUCCCUUUGUGGACCAUGUUUUAUUUGUAAACCUGAAGAUAAUUUCCCUACACACCUUGAAGUAGUAAGGCCAAAGUUACUGCUGCAAGGGAAAUGGGGGGUGGGAGGGAGGAAUAUUUUUCACAUGCCCACGUUUUGGGGUUUGUGCAUGUUAAGAACAUAAUGCAUUUCAAAGAGUCUGCCAGUAUCUUAAGCACUAAAUGUAGCUAUAUGGAACAAUUAAGAGAAAAUAGAUGAGCUAAAAUUCUGUCUUGCUGCAGAACUAUAGAGCUUAUGUGGAUUUUAUUUAUUAAAAAGAAAAAAAAAAGGAAAAAAAAAGAUAAAAGCUUAAGCAUUAGGGGUAGUGAUACAGCAUUUUGCCAUCAGGCAGUCUCAAAACACAAGACCACUGGAAAAAUAGGUGUGCAAAGAUGUAGGCAGAUGUAGUCUUCGCCUUCAAAGCUUAAAACCUUUCUUUCUUUUUUCUUCUUUUUUUUUCCCCCUCUUUAUUUAACUCACAAAUUGCUAAUCUCCAAGCAGCUUCAACUUGCUACAUUUCUUUGGUGUCUUUUGGAAGGUGAUAAAAUAUCGAUUCUUGAUCGCUCUGUUCUGACCAGGUGCAACUGACUGGUUCAGAAGCCUACAAACUUUGGGAAGGGAUCUGGAGAAGUCACAGUUCUGUAGAGAAGUAGUGGAAGGAGAGCCCCAAACUCCCUGACUGGCUGUGGGAUCACGUUGAAGUGUGUGUAGUAGAUGAUGGAACUCAAGUGUAGUAGAUGAUGGAAUUCAAGUGUGGUGGAUGAUGGAAGGUUUGGGGUUUUUGUUCUAAAUGCCUGUGGAGAUAAUUCCUCUCCAGCAUUGUUUCAGAAAGAGGAGUUGUUCAGGUCACAACUAAUUCCUUUGUGCUGUUCUGGAAGGCAGUGUGGUCAGUGCCCCCUCACUGCUCCCCUUGUUGCGGUUUCCACAGUGUUGAACAUGCGGUGCCAAUGGGGAAUUUAAAAGUGGUGCUAAGUGGUUCCGAAGAUACUGCCUAGAACUUGGGAGUUUAAGUUGUUAGCACUUGCUCCUCAGAACUAAUGUGCAUAUGGUGUGCUAUCCUCCAGUCCAGCUGUCGACCCUUUUCCUGAUAUUUAUGGUUGUUUCUUUUGUUUUUGAGGGAGUGGAGCAGGAGCACUUCCCCCUUCGGAAGUGGUUUUCUUAGCAUUCAUUCAGCGGAGCACUGUAAAAGUCUCAUUAUCCUGGCUUCUGAUGGUCCUCAACAGUGAACGACUACAUCAGUAGCAUUUAUAGGGAGUCUGCAGUUGUGGACUUGGAUAAAUACUUUAAUCAUGAACAGGAAUCACUUGGCUCGUUUCUGUCAGUGCUGAUUUUUACCAAGUCUUUGUAGCAUGGAAUAAUUGAUGAAGAAUAAUUCUCCGCUGCGUAAGUAGUAGUCACGUUUAAAGAACACCCUCCCCCCACCCACCCCACCCUAGCAGUAUUUUAGGUGUAAAACGCUGUGAAGCUAUGCAUCUCGGACCUGGGAGCUGUGACUUAACCUUUACACACCUAAGCUUUUGCUUUCCAUUCCAUUCAGCGUUUUAGCUUGGCUCUUCUAUCUAAAGUGAAGGAAAAUAUUUGUCUUUUCUAUGCUUUUGCUUAGUGUUUUCUCUGAACUGCUAAUUUCCCUUGCCUGGUUUCUGAAGCUAGUCUUUCUUAUCGUAGGUCCCUUAGCCUUACCUAGUGAGAAGAAACAGUUUAUCAAGGUGGGCUUGUCGUGGGAGAAUGUUUUAGGAAGCUCUCACUGAAACUGAAAUCACCGAGCACCUCCACCCGAUCGCAUGAUUCAAUGGCUCAUGAGCCCAUUAGGCUUGAAUACUUGCAAAUGGGAGGUACUUUCCCCAGGGUAUGUGUUCAGAGCUGGGAAGUGUCCUUGAGGUUGCAUGCUUGAGAUCUGACCUAUUUGCUCCUGACUUGCAGUCAAGAAUCACACAUUAGCUCCUCUGGGAAGCCUUCUUCUUGUUGCAGGUUCAGCCACAAAAGCAGCUUUUGCAUCUUCUGCAGUUAUUGGGAUUUAUGCCUUCCUACCCAAAAGCUGAGUUUGGCCACCUCUAAUUUUUAUCUUGUUUUGAGCAGUUUUAAGUUUUGGGUUGGUUUGGUGUUUGUUUUGUUUUGUUUCCUGGUUUUCACCAAUACAGCAAACUAGAUCUGCACUAAUACAGUCACUUCCUGCUUUGGAGACGAAAUUCAGUUUGCAGUGCAAAGAAUCUCUUCUCAUGUUCACCUUGGAACUCUGCAUUCAGGUGAACAGACCAAUUUUAUUGAGCUCCACCUUAGAUCCUCGGUAGACUUUUUCUUCCUGCUGUAUAUUUUGGCCUUAGGUUGAGGAGUUUGAUUUAUUAUUAAAUUAUUUGCGUAUGCAGACUUCAAAUCUGUACCUAUUUUACUUUUGGAUGUAUUAGGAGUUGUAAAUAUUUACUGAUUGGGUUCUUUUUUUGUUUUGUUUUAAAUAUUAUUUAUGCACAUACUUAAAGGACUUGGGUCUAUCCAGGAGGGAGGGAGGGAGGGGGGGGGGAUAAAAAAGGCAAUUGCUGAAUAACAAAAUGUUACUUUUUAGAAAUCAACUUGCAAGAUCAUUCAGUUGGAUAUCCCUCAGGGUUAUUUUUUAAAGUUUGGGGGUUUAUUUUGGUGUGGGUUUUGUUGUUUUGGUUUUUUUUCUUCCCUUCAGAUUCAAUUAGCAGUAAUAAGAUUCAUGUACUAUAGAGCUAAAUCUACUGUAAAAAGAACAUGCUGCAAGUAAUGCUUGAGUGGAAGCAGCUAAAGCGCCCAGGGAAUUGACUCUCUAUAUUCAUCGCAGCCUCAAAUUGAAAUCUCUGUUGCACUUUUGUUGGAUUUUUCUUUUGUUUAGUUUUAAUUUAUUUUAGUUUUGUUCAUUACUUCCUGAAGGUUUUGCUGAAGAGUCAUCCCAAGUUGGGUAAAUAAUCCUCUUGUUGUACGUGUCUGUACAGUAGAAUGCUAAGCAGAUGUCGAGUCCUUUUUUUAUGCUGCAGAUAUCCCCUGCUUAAUGUUGGCCAUCACAAAAUGAGAGAGCUAAAGUUCUGUAGGAUUUCUUCUGUGGAACUCUGAACUGCAAACUCUGCAUGUCCAAGGAAAAGCUGUGGGGUCUUGCCAAUAAUUUUUACAGUCUCAAAUAUGUUGAUUUUUAUACAGCAGAGCUUCAGGUUUUUAAAGCUCUUUUCAACAAACUGCAGCUCGUUUGAUAAUUACGUGAUCCAGGAGCUACUCAGUUUGUCACAGAUCCCUCAAGCCUAACCCAGAUUAAAAGGUGCAUCAUUACAGCCCUCUCUAAGGAGCUCAGCUUCCUUUUGAUUUUCAGAUCUUAAAUGAUACUGCAUCUUUGUAUUUAAAACGUGUACUGCUGCUCUAGAAUGGUACCCUGUUGUCAAGAGGCAUACGUAAUUAACUGUACAAUAGGUUGUAAAUAGACUUGUAAAUCAUUUUUGUGACUGAAGCUCUUUGAGAAUAAAAUUAAAAUGAACAGAUAUUUUAAUUCUU